AUGAAUAAUAAUAAAAACUACUAUCAGUGUUAUGUGUAUAAAUUUUUAAAAAACUAUAAAAAAUGUGCUAUUACUGUUUUAGAAGAACAAAAUCAUGUUCUAAAAAAAUUUACUUCACACAACCAUGCUUAUGAGGUAUUUCAUAUUGAUGUAAUACAUGCACUUAAUAACAUUAAAAAAAAGGCAUUACAAACACAUAAAAAGCCAGCCCAACUUAUUCAAGAUGCAGCAGUCAAUAUGCCUAAAGAAUCAUUUUCUUAUAUGCCAAAUAAUGAUGCUUUAUACAAACAAAUUUUAUAUAUUAGAAAUAAAAAUUUACUUUCAUAA
Cetraspora pellucida is the source of this 327-nucleotide messenger RNA. NCBI's taxonomy places the organism in Eukaryota, Fungi, Glomeromycota, Glomeromycetes, Diversisporales, Gigasporaceae. The record is from the annotation of a GenBank genome assembly.